Suillus fuscotomentosus is the source of this 1940-nucleotide messenger RNA. Its product is annotated as heterokaryon incompatibility protein-domain-containing protein. The record is from RefSeq and is a predicted model, not a curated record. The annotation marks the transcript as partial. Lineage: Eukaryota; Fungi; Basidiomycota; Agaricomycetes; Boletales; Suillaceae. The transcript has 4 exons.
GCCACCGCUUGGCCACAACCAUCAUGUUCACCAGCCCGCACCAACUGCGGCACGCAUUAGGACGGCUUUGCAAACUACGAAUAUCCCAAUGGUAAUAAAUACAUUUACAUAUUAUACCUCAACCCAAGGUAUGUACGAGUUUGGAUCGGAGCUCACAGGUCUAUUGACAGGUCCAAGAGUCUACAGCAUCCGUCGUGCAAGUUCCGUUUACUCAAGGUGAGUGGUACCUGCCUCGAGGAUUCAGGGUGACUUUCUUGGCAAGGUCAUUUAUAUCAUCGACCGAUAACAACACAGGCACAAGCAGUGUCCCCUUGCUGGGUCUCGGUCUUCCCAUGUUCUGCUCUCACAAGCGCCGACGAAAGAUCCGCACGAAAGACUCCAUCUCGUAUCCUAUUCCAAGCAACCAUACCCCAGAACUCCCACCAGAAAACGACGCACCCCUCUGCUCAACAUGCUCAUCCCUCGACCUCCAUGCAAUCCUACACGAUGGCGUCCCAAAAGAACACGCAAUCCCCAUUGGUCACCUCACAGAUAUCCUUAACAAGUCCAACCAAUGCGGAUUGUGCAACCUCGUAGCUAUCGUCAUCCGUCGCGCGUGGAACUUGGAUAAGUUACCUGAUAUCGACAUUUCUGAUAUCACCUGUGCGCUGUAUGCGAUGGAGUGCGGGUAUCCGAACAUUCCGGAUUAUAUCUCUCCUGUACUCAGGGAUAUCUGUCAUCGGCUGCAUAUUCAGACUUUUGAUAGACCUCGGGAUGUUACAGCUGCCAUGGUCGCCGCGCAGUCAAACCUCUUGCUGGAUAUCCAGCUCCUUGGAGAAGAUGCUUCCAAGUUGGGAGGACGAAAGAACUUCAUGGCAGGAGGGUUGGUCAGAAUAGAUGGAUCCACAUCUGUGAACACGAGCAUGGUUCGCGCUCCGCCAUCCUGCCGUUUCGUCGCUCUUAGCUACCUCUGGGGAGGUACAGGAGAAGAGUACUGGACGACACGGGCAAAUAUCAAGCAGCGCAGAGCACAAGGUGGCCUUGAUGUAUCAGUGCUACCAUCCACGAUCUUAGACACCAUUCAACUCGUCCGUCAGCUGGGCGAACGGUACCUUUGGAUUGACGCGUUGUGUAUCGUGCAAGAUGACCCUAAGGACAAAGCAGUGCAAAUCGGUGUGAUGGAGCUUAUCUACGGCACCUCCGCAUUCACAAUCUUCGCUGCUGGCGGCACCUCCGCGCAUGAUCCUCUCCCAGGCAUCCGCCCAGGGACCAGGGAUCCCAAACAACAAAUAACUAAAAUACAAGGUCUUCACCUCGCCGUCCCUCUCAUCCUCCCCCGUGAGGCCAUAGCGAGCUCUGCAUGGGACACGCGUGGUUGGACAUAUCAGGAACUCAUGCUCUCGCGCCGCCGCAUCUUCUUGACCCCCCAUCACGUGCACUUUGAAUGCGGAGAGGAUAUAUGGAGCGAAGAUGUGAUUGCAGAGCGUAUCAACCUCCCCUGGGCAUCGCACCCCCUGAAGUACGGCGGUGCAGGUGGAUUCACGUCCGUGCGUGCUCCACCGGAGUGGAAUAGCUCUACAUAUAUGGGGCACUACAUGAGCAUCAUCGGAAAGUAUACGCAACGCAGGCUUACUAUGGAGUCAGACAUCUUGAACGCUGUUACGGCGCUCAUCAAUGCUAUGGCCAAGGGGUUCAAGCUCGCUGGUGGUAACCCUGGUCAAGCAUUCCGUUUUGGGAUGCCCAUCGUUGACCUAGAACUUGCGUUAGUGUGGCAGCCAACGUCCAAUACAUCAUGUGUGCGACGCGCGACUGGGGAUGGAAAUAUGACGCUGUGGCCAUCCUGGUCAUGGGCUGCGUGGCGGGGUGCUGUCCAGUACAGCGAAGUGAGCUUGUUCGUCGAUGCACAGAAUGGGGGCGUUUCUCCGUGGAUAACCCAGUCACUGGUGGAACAGUGGCACGUG